Rotaria sordida is the source of this 237-nucleotide messenger RNA. Lineage: Eukaryota; Metazoa; Rotifera; Eurotatoria; Philodinida; Philodinidae. The record is from the annotation of a GenBank genome assembly.
AUGGUGGAAGUAAUAAUUGAACUUUCAUCAGAACUUCUUCAUGAUGGUAAAACAGUAACAUUCAGGAAAGAAGAUCCUCAUAUAAUUAUUGCUAAUUUUCCUUAUCAUCGUCGAUCAAAAUCUGAAUCAGAUAAAAAUAAAAUAAAUAGAUUUUAUCUUAUUGUCAAUUCCAAAGCAGAUUCAUUUUCGUUAAAUCUUAGACAACAAAUACCGAUAGUUCAACAAUUGAUUAAAUAA